Messenger RNA from Strongyloides ratti, 753 nucleotides. RefSeq lists its product as hypothetical. The coding region runs from base 1 to 753 and encodes 250 amino acids. The transcript has 2 exons. The record is from RefSeq and is a predicted model, not a curated record. NCBI's taxonomy places the organism in Eukaryota, Metazoa, Nematoda, Chromadorea, Rhabditida, Strongyloididae.
AUGGUUGCAUAUAAUGCUAUUAACGAUGACAUUGAUUAUGCUACAAAAUGGUGGUCAAGUUAUUCAACAAGAAAUUACACCGAUAUGGCAAAAGCGCAAACAACAUACGAUAAUUAUAUUGGAGAUGUCUUUGGGAGACCAAAAAGAAUGGCAAGAUCUGCUUCUAUGACAAAUUUGACAUAUAUUAAAGAUGCUGUUCAUGAGUAUCCAAUUAAGAAAAGUGAUUCAAUUUCAAGUUUGGCUCCAUCACUUGCUCUUCCCCAAGAACUUCGCGACCCACAACGUAUUGUUCAUACAACACAUGUAUACAAACCUGUUAUUAGUGAUUGGUAUAACAAAUCAUAUGGAAAAGCUUAUCAUAAAGAUACACUUGAAUCUCUUAAAAAACCAUUAUAUCCAAGAGAUACUGGAAUAACUCAAUAUAGUUCACAUGUACCAUAUUAUACUCUUCAAACAAAAAGAAUUUUUAAUGAACAAAAAGAUCGCUAUAGAAAAAGUUAUUUAAGAGGAAGUUGUGAUUACAUGAGUAAAUAUGUAUCAGCACGUUUAAAUGCCGAUGACUUUGCUCAAAGAUUUGUUCAUACAGCUUAUGAGGCAAGAUAUAUUCAAGAUCAUGCUUUUAAUAGACAUUUUAUGUUUGGUGAAAGAGUAUAUAUACCACAUGCUCCCUCAAAUCCAUAUGCAUAUAUUAAUGCUAGACACGAUAGAAAUAUCUACAAAACUACUGGAAGAUACAAUUUCUUCAAGUAUUAA